Molecule: messenger RNA, 210 nt
Organism: Drosophila takahashii
Lineage: Eukaryota; Metazoa; Arthropoda; Insecta; Diptera; Drosophilidae
Source: RefSeq, a predicted model, not a curated record
AUGUGGGCGUGCCCCCGACAGCCGUGCUUUGGCUUUGGCGCUCAAUUAAAGAGGAACCCAAGUCAAAAGUCACCGAAAGACAAUAGAGCAGCCCAUCGCAACCCACCAGAAACCAUCGAUGGAUUAACACAUCUCCCGGGGCAACAUCUCCUCCCAGGCGACAACCCUCAUGGGCAAGGUCUUCGGCUUGAAGGCUGGGCUGUCAUAUAA